UCCUGUGGCAGCUCUUUCCCCCCGGUUUGCGCCCCCCACUCCGUGUGACCCCCCCUUCAGGCCGCUGCCGGGCCCUGCGCUGAGGCCUAGGGCGGCUGUCGUGAGGGGAACGGGGGGCUGCUGGUGCUUGCAGGGAUCCUCGCCAGCCCACCCUCACCAGGGUGUCCAUGUCCACUGUGGGAGAUAUGCAUGUGUCCCCGGCCCCCCAGAGCCGUGGGGUGAUUUGGAGCGAGGUCAGGAGCGAAGGCCUGUCCCCCCAUGCGUGGGGCAGCCACCAUCCCCUCAGGAUACGGUAAGACGUCUGCCGGGGACGCAGCCCUGGCAGCCAACACGGCGUGAGAUGAGUUCCCCUGACACCACACAAGCUGUCUACCUGUGCAUCAAGGACGUCACCAACAGAAGAGUGGAGAAGACUUCAAAGUAUCAUGCAGCAGCUCAAGGAAAAAAAAGGGUGUUUCCUCAUCUCCUGGCAUCUUUUUUUGGCGUGAUGACAGCCCGUACUGGCUGUACGUGCCCUCUGCAGGCGUCACUUUUCGGGCACGGAUGACGCAUUUCAUGGACAAGCCGCGUUUCCUUAAUUGCAUUUGUGCAUCAGAAGCUUCUGCCAAAAUUUCAGAGAAUGGGCAGUGUUCUGAAGGCAGGUUUUUUGCAAGAAGAUGAAGGUUUUGUAGUUCAUCAUCCGGACGCCGCAGAAACGGGUGGUUUUCAUGGCAGAGCUCAAGGUCUGGCGAUGUCUCGGUGGCCCUGCUGGCUCUUUGCCUGCUGCAGCCCAGGGCUCCGGUUACCUGCGGGCAGCCCUGCCUGCACAGCCACAUCAGGAGCUGCACGAGUAAUCAGUUACUGGAAAUGAGGACAGACUCCUCUUCGCAGAGACUGAAAGGAUUAGGGCUGCUUUGUUCCCCGAGCUGACACACAAGAAGGGAGAUGACGGAUGGCUGCAUAGAGACUGAUUUGAGCACCGUGAAGAGGGAAAACUCCGGAGGAGAGCUGCAACUGUCUCACCCGCAGCCUUGGUCCUCCGGAUAUCUCCACUCCUUGCAGCGCAGGGCCAUGGAUUUCCCCCAGCACAGCAAGCAAGUCCUGGAACAGCUGAACCAGCAGCGGCAGCUGGGUUUGCUGUGCGACUGCACCUUCGUGGUGGACGGCAUCGACUUCAAGGCCCACAAAGCCGUGCUGGCAGCCUGCAGCGAGUAUUUCAGGAUGCUUUUUGUCGACCAGAAGGACGUGGUGCACCUCGACAUCAGUAAUGCGGCAGGCCUGGGUCAGGUUUUGGAAUUCAUGUACACGGCUAAGCUAAGCCUAAACCCCGACAACGUGGAAGACGUGCUGGCUGUGGCGGGUUUCCUCCAGAUGCAGGAGAUCGUCAGCGCUUGCAACGCUCUCAAGUCUCUUGCCAUGCCGGCAGAAAGCCUCACCGAGAGCCAGCAGCCCCCCGCUGAGAUCGCAGCUGACAAGGCAACCGUUGAGGACAAGACGUCAGCAGCAGAAGCACUGGGUGAUCUUGACAAAAUAAAACCAGUUCCUCCCAACCUGGAGGUGAAGGAAGAGACGCCCAUGGCUGCAGCAGCACAGCCUGAGGCACAGACGGAGCACCUGGGUGGCCAAGAAGGGGCAGAUGCUGCCAUCCAAGAGGGCCCCAAUGCUGAAUUUCCCAGCCACCCUCAGCCGGUGGAGAACGUGGUUGGCAGCAGCAGCCUCGCAGCGAAGGGCAACAUCUCUCGGGGCGCCGAAACAGGAGAGAUGGAGCUGGAAGGGAAGGAGGAAGAGGGGGAGAUGACAGCAGAGGAGGAAGAGGAGGCUAAAAUCCCUGAGGAAGAGCAGCCCCGGUUAGAAAAUGGAGAAAAUGCCGAAGAUAACGAAUCAGGGAGCACUGAUUCCGGGCAGGAAAACUCGGGUGAAACCCGUCUGCUGCGUUCGGGUACUUACAGCGACAGGACUGAGUCGAAAGCCUACGGCUCUGUCACGCACAAGUGUGAGGACUGCGGGAAGGAGUUUACCCACACCGGUAACUUCAAGCGGCACAUCCGUAUCCACACUGGCGAGAAACCCUUCUCCUGCAGGGAGUGUAACAAAGCCUUCUCUGACCCAGCUGCAUGUAAAGCCCAUGAGAAGACGCACAGCCCGUUGAAGCCCUACGGCUGCGAGGAGUGCGGGAAGAGCUACCGCCUCAUCAGCCUGCUGAACCUCCACAAGAAACGGCACACGGGGGAGGCCAAAUACCGCUGCGAUGACUGCGGCAAGCUCUUCACCACCUCCGGCAACCUCAAGCGGCACCAGCUGGUCCACAGCGGAGAGAAACCAUACCAGUGUGACUACUGCGGGCGCUCCUUCUCCGAUCCCACCUCUAAAAUGCGGCACCUGGAGACCCACGACACCGACAAGGAGCACAAGUGUCCCCACUGCGACAAGAAAUUCAACCAGGUGGGGAACUUGAAGGCUCACUUGAAGAUUCACAUCGCAGAUGGGCCCCUGAAGUGUCGGGAGUGCGGCAAACAGUUCACCACUUCAGGCAACCUGAAACGGCACCUCCGAAUCCACAGUGGGGAGAAACCCUACGUCUGUGUCCACUGCCAGCGUCAGUUCGCCGACCCCGGGGCACUGCAGCGACAUGUCCGCAUCCACACUGGAGAGAAGCCGUGCCAGUGCUUGAUCUGCGGGAAAGCCUUCACCCAAGCGAGCUCCCUCAUUGCCCACGUGCGCCAGCACACGGGGGAGAAGCCCUACGUCUGUGAACGCUGUGGCAAGAGGUUCGUGCAGUCAAGCCAACUGGCCAACCACAUCCGCCAUCAUGAUAAUAUCCGACCCCACAAAUGCACCGUCUGCAACAAAGCCUUCGUUAAUGUGGGCGAUCUCUCCAAACACAUCAUUAUCCACACCGGGGAGAAGCCAUUCCUGUGUGACAAGUGCGGCCGGGGCUUCAACCGGGUGGACAACCUGCGUUCCCAUGUGAAGACGGUCCAUCAGGGCAAGGCGGGCAUCAAAAUCCUUGAGCCGGAGGAAGGUGACGAGGUCAACAUCGUCACAGUGGCUUCUGAUGACAUGGUGACACUGGCCACCGAGGCGCUGGCUGCCACUGCUGUCACACAGCUCACGGUGGUCCCCGUAGCGGCCGCAGUGACGGCAGACGAGACUGAAGCACUUAAAGCUGAGAUCACCAAAGCAGUGAAGCAAGUGCAAGAAGCAGACCCCAACACCCAGAUCCUCUACGCCUGUGAUUCCUGUGGGGAAAAAUUCCUGGAUGCUACCAGCCUGGCGCAGCACGUCCGCAUCCACACGGCCCAAGCCCUUGUCAUGUUCCAGGCCGACACAGACUUUUACCAGCAAUAUGGAACUGCUGCUGCUUGGCAAACGGAGCAGGUCAUUCCCACCGGAGAACUCCUCUUCCGAACCCGCGACGGCCCCCCCGAACCCCCCGCUGCCCCCCUGGCCCCCGCACCCACAACCGGGGAGGGUCAGCCCCCCGCAGAGUGACUCCCCCUCGCCUUUAUUUAAAAGACAGCUGCUUGGAAAUGGUGUAAAAAGUGUAUUUCUGGAAGGAGAAAGAUGGAAUAAAUUGCAAUAUUUUCUAA
Messenger RNA from Harpia harpyja (harpy eagle), 3569 nucleotides. It is a transcript of the gene ZBTB17, whose product is annotated as zinc finger and BTB domain containing 17. Gene Ontology annotation, molecular function: DNA-binding transcription factor activity, RNA polymerase II-specific; RNA polymerase II cis-regulatory region sequence-specific DNA binding; protein binding. Gene Ontology annotation, biological process: regulation of transcription by RNA polymerase II. The transcript has 17 exons. NCBI's taxonomy places the organism in Eukaryota, Metazoa, Chordata, Aves, Accipitriformes, Accipitridae. Bases 925 to 3471 code for a protein of 848 amino acids. The record is from RefSeq and is a predicted model, not a curated record.